AUGGUAAAAUAUAUCGAGCAAAUCGGAAUUAUCCGAUCGGAUGUUGCCGGUAUCAAUGAAGGAAGCGUCGCCAGCUCGCGCCGCACAAUGGGAGGGCACACGUGCGCUAGGGGCCUUAUCACCCGUGUUGUUUGCACGGGAUUACUCGCCGCGGCGCGCGGCCGGUCCAUUGCCAAGUUCAAAGUGUCAAAGACUCUACAA
Molecule: messenger RNA, 201 nt
Organism: Iphiclides podalirius (scarce swallowtail)
Lineage: Eukaryota; Metazoa; Arthropoda; Insecta; Lepidoptera; Papilionidae
Source: the annotation of a GenBank genome assembly